AUCAAAAUGAUCACAACGCUACUUUGAUGGUCACGUAAGUUCAUUAUGUCUUUGAUGACGAACGACAAUCGAUGGACCGUUGUAUUUUGGUUGUUUUUGUGUCUCAUCGCUUUAAAUAUCCACGGACCAUCUGCGAAAAUUCUGCAACUUUCCAACGAUCGUUUGAAGAUCUUAGCAGCCGACAACGGAGAAAUUAAGGCAAAUUUUAGUACCCAGUAUGACGGACUCGUUAAUAGCGGAAACCAAGAUGUGUAUAAAUUCAGGGUUGACAACACGAAGAAUGAGAGUUAUGCCAUACGUGUACAUGUAAAUAGUACAAAUGCAGUAGUUGAAUAUCCAGUCUUGUUUGUGGUUAGACAACAGAGAGGCGUCAUGUCAUGGCCUGUGCCAAUGUAUAUACUUAGUCAGUACAAAUACAGUAGUGUUGCCCGUACACUUUGUCCAUUUGAUAUGGGUGAUGAACUUAUUAAUGAUUUUUAUAUUGAUGUGUCCUGUGCAUCUGUUAAUUUUACUGAUUACACACUCUAUGCAACAAUUGUCCAUGAUUUUCAAAUGUCAAUGAAUGAGCUCAAAUCAUUGAGUGUUUCUCCAUCCAAACCAGAGUAUUAUUAUUUUUUAUUUCCUGAAGGAGUUGAAGCAGUCCAUGUGAUUGCUAAAUCAAAAGACCAUAUAUGUGCUACGCUCUCCGUGCAGGAUAUAUCAUGUCCUGUGUUUGACCAAAACCGCAAUGUUGAAUUCACUGGUAUAUAUCAAACUUUGACACAGCAGGCAUCCAUAACAGUACAGCGUGAUGAUUUUGAUGGUCGUGACAUGUUUAUUGUUGUUGUAAUUCACCCUGACGAUGCACAAUGUGCUGGAAUUAUAAAUCUACAGCCUGCCAUGAAUAAUCCCAAUCCUGAUUUAGAACUGAGAUUAAAAAAUUUGACAGUCACAAUAGAAGCUACUAUAUCUAGCAGGCAGUACUGGAUAGCUAUUUCAGUCAUCGUUGCUUUCUUCGCUCUGUUCUACAUCAUUGGUGGUGUGGUGAUUUUGGUGCAGGAGAUUAGAACUAGCAGAAGGGAUGAAGAACUAUUACAUUCAGGAGAAAGUGGAGUAUUUCAUCACAGUCGUCAAAGACAACACCCAACUAACCCUCCAUCCAAUGACAUUGAGAUGACUGACUACUCCCCCUUUCUUAAUUAUGGUGCCAUCCAAGAAGACACAUUGGAGGAAAGAGACAACAAGCAUACAGAUCGAGGCAAUGACGAUACAGACAUUGAAGCCCCGAUAGCAAAUGAACAACAUAGACCUCAUUAUGGUACAACUGAACUGCAAGAUCCUUUCAAUAAACAAGGCGGUGCUGAUAAUGGUGGCACAUCACAUCAUCAUCAUAGACAUCGUCGUUAUCAAGACUCUGAUGAUAGCUCUAUAGAUGAAGAUGAAAUUGAUAUGUUACAUGACAUUGAAGAGGAGAAGGACAUAUACAGAACCAAGACGUUCCUGUAUGUGAGUGACUUGGCUCGCAAAGAUCGCAAAGCACUGAGAAAGAAAUACAAGCUAUAUCAUUGGAACUUGCUGCCAAUAUCUGUAUUCUAUGCUCUGCCUGUCAUUCAGCUAGUCAUUACUUAUCAAACAAUGUUCAAUGUAUCUGGUGAUGAAGAUAUUUGCUAUUAUAACUUCCUGUGUGCUAAUCCUUUGGGAGUAAUCAGUGCUUUCAACAAUCUAUUCAGCAAUAUUGGCUACAUUUUACUUGGCAUAUUGUUUUUAAUAGUGAUUUGGAGAGAGGAUGCGAUUCAUAAGAAAGCUGUGGAGAGAAAUGAUGAAUUUGAAAAGGGGUAUGGUAUCCCAAAACACUUUGGUUUGUUUUAUGCCAUUGGUAUAGCACUGAUUAUGGAAGGAUUUCUAAGUGGGUGCUACCAUGUAUGUCCAACAUACUCAAACUUUCAAUUUGAUACAUCAUUCAUGUACAUAAUAGCUGGAUUAGGAAUGUUGAAACUCUACCAAACUCGUCAUCCAGAUAUCAACGCCAAUGCCUAUGUAGCAUAUGCAUGUUUUGCACUUAUUAUAUUUCUAGCUGUUAUGGGUGUGGUUUUUGGUACAUUACUGUUUUGGGUUGUGUUUGCAGUGGUGCAUAUUGUCACUUGCUGUGUCUUGAGUGCUCAGAUUUACUAUAUGGGGCGAUGGAAACUAGAUCUUGGUAUUUUUAAGCGUAUUUAUCUGGUUAUGAAGACAGAUUGUUUACACUGUACAAGACCAAUAUAUAUGGACCGUAUGAUCUUACUUAUCAUAGGAAAUGUUAUUAAUUGGUCAUUUGCCAUCCUUGGUGUAAUAUCUCAACCUAAGGACUUUGCAUCAUUUCUACUUGCCAUUUUCAUUGUCAACUCUAUGCUGUAUCUGGCAUUCUAUAUUAUUAUGAAGCUUAGGAAUAAUGAACGCAUUGUACCAAGAGCUGGUCUGUUUAUUUGUCUGACUCUUGCUUUCUGGGCUGCAGCACUCUACUUUUUCAUGCAGGGUCUUGCACAGUGGGAUAAAACGCCAGCUGUGUCUCGUGAAGGAAACCGUGAAUGUAUAUUAUUAGAUUUUUAUGACUUUCAUGAUGUCUGGCAUUUCCUGUCAGCGUGUGCCAUGUUUUUCUCUUUCAUGACUUUACUUACAUUAGAUGAUGAUUUAGAUCGUGUCCCGAGAACGAAAAUUCCUGUUUUCUGAUUGGAGAAGAAAUAAUCAAAGAUGACUGCUAUGCAUGCUGGGAUUGUUGUGAAGACUGUUUUACAAUGCUAGUUUUAAUGGACUUGGCAAAUAAUAUAUAUUAGCAAUGUGACCAUGAACAUAUUGUUCAAAUGUGGUUUUCAAUUAUCAACUUCGGAUAUAAAACACUGAUUUGAGCAUGUCUGAAUUGAAAGGGGUCACUAAAAGAAGGCCGUGAUUACGUGAUAAAUGCAAAACUUGGUUGCUAUGGCAACAAUCAAAUAUUUGAUUUCAUUGGCUGAAAUUCGUUUAAUCAGAAAAAUAAAACCUACUGUAAAAUACUUUAUUUUAGAUGGAAUUAAUUUUCGCUGAAAAGUCUUUUUGGUGUUUUGUAUGGAAUUUAUUUUCACUGAUUUUUGAUGAGUUGAAUG
This is a messenger RNA of Saccoglossus kowalevskii, 3095 nucleotides long. Its product is annotated as SID1 transmembrane family member 1-like. Gene Ontology annotation, molecular function: RNA transmembrane transporter activity; double-stranded RNA binding. Gene Ontology annotation, cellular component: plasma membrane; lysosome. Gene Ontology annotation, biological process: RNA transport. The record is from RefSeq and is a predicted model, not a curated record. NCBI's taxonomy places the organism in Eukaryota, Metazoa, Hemichordata, Enteropneusta, Harrimaniidae.